Messenger RNA from Drosophila ananassae, 686 nucleotides. Its product is annotated as E3 ubiquitin-protein ligase PPP1R11. The coding region runs from base 116 to 607 and encodes 163 amino acids. The transcript has 2 exons. NCBI's taxonomy places the organism in Eukaryota, Metazoa, Arthropoda, Insecta, Diptera, Drosophilidae. Gene Ontology annotation, cellular component: nucleus. Gene Ontology annotation, molecular function: protein serine/threonine phosphatase inhibitor activity; protein phosphatase 1 binding. The record is from RefSeq and is a predicted model, not a curated record.
CAUAAUAAAAGUGUCGUUGCCAGACUGAUUUCUAACCAAAACAAAAGAAAAAAUCAGCUGUCAGUAAAUUCCAUACGUUCACACUUCUCAUUACUUAUUAUUUACUUUGUUGAAAAUGGCCCAAAAACCCUGCAGUGAGUCGACCAACGGGUCGACCACCCAAAUAGUAGAUGAAGCUGAUGCCAGCGCACCCGUAGAUGGCACCAGCACCACACCCACACUGCAGCUGCGUCUCGAACAUCCCAGAGAUGAACGCCGGGUGGUUUUUCACGACGGAGUCAUUGACAAUGAGCACCUAAACCGCAAGAAGUCCAAAUGCUGCUGCAUAUACAAGAAACCACUGGCAUUCGGCGAGAGUUCUUCGGAGGACGAUGAAGAUUGCGAGCACUGCUUUGGCCAUCCUGAGAAGCGGAAGAAGAACACCAAGCACAACCAUAGCCACGAUCACGGGGAUGGGUCGACUCCACAUGGAAUCCUGCCGGAUGUGCCUUCUACGUCUACACAGGCCGCGGAAACGAGCCCUCCCCCAGCAGAGCCAGUUUCCACGCCCCCUAAAUCACAACCCCCCAACCAAGGCAAUGAUUUGGAACAGGCUGGCAAUUUGUAGGGCUAACAUAAUUUUCAAUAUGUAUAAUUUAAAAACGUUAACAAAUCGGAACCAACACUAAACACCUUUAAAAAGAUAA